AUGAGGCCGGCAGGACCAGACGAAGUCAGCGAUUUGCUGAAGUGGCGGCCACUCAUGAUUCUCAACAAGACACUCUUAGGACCUGCCUAUGUUGAAAAUGUCGUGUCUUGCUCACCAGCACUUAUCGCCUCCCAAGGAGGCAAAAGACUGCCACUUGAGGUCUGGGACAUGAUUAUCGACUUCUCGAGCCGCUGUCAGGAGAAUCACCGGUUUUCUCUGGUGCGGCCUAAGUUGCUACAGAACGGCGCGCGAGGCGACGAACUUGUCUGCGAGAGGUAUCAACGCUGGUCUCCCUUCGGUAUCAUCCAAAAACACGAGCAUAUCGAAAUGUAUCGGUUCUUCUUGGCGCAUUCUGACAGAUUGUGUCAUCCCACCAUGGAUUCAGUUUGCCCCAACCCCUUCUCCUGGCCACUAUCCCCCAAGUGGUUGCCCUCCGUCUUACCCAGGGCUUUACUCGCAUCAAAAACCAAGGUUCUCCAUGUGGACCUUACGGUUCCAGAUAUCAUUAGGCAUCUCGAGGACGGUUAUUGUAACUGCUGCUCUGGAAAACACGUGGUCGGGUCCGAUUUUGGAGCUGUAGCCCAACAUUCCUGGUUUCAGCCGUUGCUUGAUGUACCUAUGGCACUGCUCUUAACAGCAUUUGUGAUUUGCCCCCUAUGUGUCGGGCCGGAGUAUGGGCGGAAGUGCAUUGAAGUACAGGAAUCUAUGCCUUUGUCUCGGGAUGAGGAUAGGUCAUGGCUGCUUGAUCGACUGGAAAGCUUGGGCUUUAAAAGGCCACGUUGGGAAGAUGUCCCAAAUUCGAUCGAAUCCUAUUCCGGGAGGAGAGUUAGGGUCACUGCCUUGGACAAUCUGAAUAUCGCUAUAUGA
Messenger RNA from Fusarium proliferatum ET1, 867 nucleotides. RefSeq lists its product as uncharacterized. Bases 1 to 867 code for a protein of 288 amino acids. The transcript has a single exon. Lineage: Eukaryota; Fungi; Ascomycota; Sordariomycetes; Hypocreales; Nectriaceae. The record is from RefSeq and is a predicted model, not a curated record.